CUGACAAUUCGCUCAUGUGCUCGCGUGUGCUGUGCGACGUCUGUCGAUGUUUUUUGUUUGAGUUUUCAUAACGAGUGUGUGUUUAUCAUCGUGCAGAGUUGAAGUCUACAGAGGAAUUCGUGAUAUUCGGUUGAUCUUUUGUGCGAAUCGCCGAGGAAUCAUUGGGAUUGUGCACUGCCCGUUGUCAGAUAACUGGCACCAGCAUUCACAAUGCCAUCAACAAACAAUUCAUCCACCAAAAUAUCUGAAGCAAUCUAUGCUGAACUAACAGCUACGUGUGAUGCUCUUGGAUACAAUAGUGGGGAUAAAUUUCUUUUGGAUCAACAUGCUGUUGAGACCAUCAAAGAUUUGAUUCGCUUCUUAAAAAAAGAUGACGAUACCCACUCAAUUCGUCGUUACCUUGGCCAGUCAAAACUAUUGCAGAAAGAUUUACUUAAAAUAUUUGUUGAACAUGCUGAUAAAGAGGAACUUUGGAAUGUUUUGUUGAGAUUACUUAUCAAUUUGACGUCACCAGCUUUACUGCUUUAUAAUGAAGAACUACCUACUGAAAAAGUCACUAGAAGUUACUACUUACAAAUUCUUGGUCAUUUACAAGAGUACAAAAGCGCAAUGGCUAAUGAUAAAGUUUGGACUGUGGUCCGUGAUAAAUUGUCAACUUUAUUAGAUAUUGAAAAUUCAGAAAGAAAUGAAGACCAGGAAAAUUUAAUAGAGCGCAUACUCAUUUUUAUUAGGAAUGUUUUAAGAGUUCCACCGAGUGACCUAGAAAGAAGAACAGAUAAUGAUACAACAGAACAUGAUGAAGUAAUAUUUGCUUUCAACACAUCAGGAAUCACUGAUCUUCUUGUGUAUAUUGCCAGCAAUAAAGCUGAACAAGAAUAUCAUAUGCAAAUCUUAGAAAUCGUAUCAUUUAUGUUUCGUGGGCAAAAUCCAUCUAAACUUGCUACAGUACAGGCACAAAAAUCUGCCACUGAAAAAUUAAUAGAAACAAAUAAACUUAAUGAGAUUAGGAAAAAGGAGCAACAAGAAAAAAUGGCUAAAAUGAAAAAAUAUGCAGGAUCUAGGCAUUCGCGCUUCGGCGGUACUUUUGUGGUGCAGAACAUGAAGGCCAUCGGGGACAAUGAAAUGAUCUGUCACAAGCCUUAUCAGAAAAUUGAAGAUCUGUGCUUCAGCGUGACUAAACAAAAAUUCAAGAAACGCAAGAACAAGACGGAACUCAUGAGCAUGGGCGAGGAUCGCGUCUCCGCCCUGAGCGUGCGACUCUUCCUCAAGGAGUUCUGCGUCGAGUUUCUCAACGCGGCUUACAACUCCAUUAUGCGUCACGCUCGAUCCUGCAUCAAUGCAGCCACCGGUGAUCGAGCGGCCAACGAAGCCAGCCACUAUCUGUGGGCGCUGAAAUUUUUCAUGAACUUCAAUCGACAUUACAAGUUUGAGGUGAAGCUCGUGAGUGAAACUAUAUCAACUGAAGUUUUCUACACGGUCCAGAGGCAAAUUGAGCAUGACUACGAGAUGAUCAGGACCGACAAGAAAAAAGCCGGAUUCUGGUCGACGAGAAUGCAUUUGGGCUUGAACGCAUAUCAAGAAUUAUUGUUCACGCUCAUCCAAAUGGACGGAAGUUCCGAGCCCUCGGUUAAAAAUUCAAGCCGUGUCAUCAUGAACAAUAUUUUUUACGUGCCCGAAUAUCGUGAUACCAUGCUCAACCAGUUGCUGAACUACAAUGAACAAAUCAUGUCCAGACAAUACUUGGUGGACUUGGUGACAACUGUUCAUUUAUUUUUAAAGAUGUUGAAAAACUAUUGCGAAAAAGAGCGGCACGUCGUUGUGGCAAAAGUGAAAAGGAAGAAGGCAAAAAGAAAGAAGAAGUCAGGUCAAAAGGCAGCAGCAGCGUCAGAAGCCGCUCCUGUGGCAGUAAGAUGGGAAGAUCAAUGGGACGAAGUGGGGCCGGAGCUGUCGGCCGUUAUGCGGGAAAACACGAUACCGGAAGUCAUGCCUUUCGACGCGACGAUUGAAACACCCGUCGAAGAGCAAAAGGGUGAUGCAAUGAAAAAAAUCCAGAAGCUGUUGCGCUGCAGAAACUUCGAGCAAGCCAUCGGCCUUCUACGCUCCGCAAGAGAUGUGUGGCCCGAGAACGAUCAUUUCGGCCGGCCCGAAUUGCCCGUGGAAGAGGAGUACAAGAUACUGCACGAAAUUUACGUGGCCGAUCUCGGUGUUCCAGAUGAGGAAUUCCAGCUGCACGUGGAGCCGAGUACACAGAACGAAGAGAAAAACAACGACGACGACGAAGACGAAGAAAAUAGCGACGAUACGGACGAGGAGGAAGAAGCGGCCGAGAGCAGAUUCGAAGAGUCGAGUUUCGAUUUCAUGGACUUUAUGCGGAGAUUCUGCAACGUGCGAGUGGUCAUGAAUCUGACCCUGCUCUUUCAAACUUUCGAUAAAAACACGCCCGAGCUGAAUCACUACGUGCUGAAGAUGUUCCAUCGAAUCGCCCACGACUGCAAGAUGCCCGGCAUGAUCUACCAGGCCUCGAUCUUUCGGGUGUUGCAGCGCGUAUUCGCCUCGGAUAAACGCGAGCACAAGGAUUUAGCGGCGUUCGGGCGCUUCGUAAUCCGCGGCUUCGCUGAAGUGGCCCAGCGCAAUCCCAAGGCCUACAUGGAGCUGCUGUUCUGGAAGGGCACCAAGCAAGCCACGGAAAUGACCGAUGGCUACGACUGCGAGCACGCCACGGGUGGCAAAAAGUCCAAGAAAAACGUCUGGACCGACGCCGAGGAGGACGAGCUGCGCACCCUCUUCAUGGAGCACGAGACUCAGAAAAUUCCACGAGACUUGAUUGAAUACAUCAUGGAGAAUUUAAUAAAUCAAGAUCGCACGAGGCGCGGAGUCAUCAAGAAAUUGAAGGAGCUGCAUCUGAUCGUUAAUUCGAAAGGCGUAAGAGCCGAGGUAGCUAAGAGAUUGCCCAAGGAAUGGUCGCAGGACGAAAUAGCCCAUUUAACUACUUUGGUGGAGCAGAUGAGAAACGAGGAUGGCUCGUUCGAGUGCGAGGAUCCGCUGCAGGAUCUGCACGACGGCCUGAUCAUCAAACGGCCCAAGAACAAGAUUAAGGAGAAGCUGCUGCAGCUCGGCCUCGUCGAUGAUCCGAAACAAUUGCGUAAAAGGCGAAUAAAAAAAAGCGACGGUCCAAAAUCAUCGUGGGAAACCCGCUCGGCGAGCGAAUCGGGCUCCGGCUCGGAUUCGUCGGAUUCUGACGCUUCUGGCACUUCUGAUAACGACGCGGAUCGACGCAAAAAGAGAAAAGAAAAAUCGAAAAGCAAGUCGAAGCGGCCCACUUAUGUUUACACCGACGCUCAGCUCUCCGGAUUACUCAAGGAUGUGAUUGCCAAGGACAUGAAGGAAGCUCUCGUCUGGCUGAAAGAAAAUUUAGAAGAAUCAUUAGAGGACAGAGACGAGGAGGACGUGGAGGGCACAGCUUUGGUGCCUAUCAGCCAGGAUGUAGCUGAAAUUUUAGAUUCUGCGUCGUUCCAGCGAUUUAUGCGCGCUGCGGGUAUCGAGGAGCCGGGCCCCGAGGAGUCUUAUUGGCGCAUUCCUGUAUCUUUACUGCCUGGGACGAUUAAAAGACGCUGCGAACUCAUCGAUGCGGCUCUCCGGGGAGAAUUUAUGGAAGAACCGGUUGUCGCUAGUAGACGCGUCGAGUCGGACGACGAGGACGACGUCUUCGAGAGAUUGAGAAAUUAUUCCAACAAGCAAAACGAGGCUGCGGCCGCGGCUGCGGCAGCCGGAGGCUCGCCAUCCACGCCACAGCAGAGCAAUCGCGACAAUCGUAGUCGAAGUCCCAGCCCCGAGCAAAGCUCGACGCAAAAGAGCCGGACGCCCGGUACGAGCCGAAAGAAAACUCCUCGCUCGACGAAGCGCUCGAAAAAGAAGACCCCCGCCGGUCCGAGAACGUUCGGCGAAAGUAGCGACAGCGACGGCGGCGAUGCACCGAGUUCCAGUCGUAAUGGCCAAGAGAAUCGUGAUUUGAAUUCCGAUAAGGAAAAUGAUGUUAAUGGCCGUCGUUCCAGUGAUGAAGAACAACAAAGUACUUCUACGCAAGCUCGUAAUACGGCGCAAAAGAGCAAAUCAAAAGUAAAAUCUGUAAAAACUUUCCUCGACUCGGACACAUCUGACGAAGAUGAAGGUGUUGAUACAGUGGCAGAAAAAAGUAGCCAAGCUCAAGGUUCCAUUAAUAAAUCAAAGUCAAUUCUCAAUUUCGACUCAGAUGAUAGUGAAAAAAUGGAAAUUCAAAAUGAAGCCAAGACGAUGAGCCAGUCGGCAAACGAGAAAAGUACUAAUUCCAGUCGCCACAGAAUAAAUUUACUCUCUGAGAGCGAAGAAGAUGAAGAAGUACCUCAGAACAUAGAUGAUGCAUCAACCGAAGCCAAACGCAUUCGGUCGGAUAAUUCCGACAGCGAGACACCGCUGCAGAAAAAGCGUCGCAUUCUAGAGAGCGACGAGGACGAAGAGGAAGAGAAAAGUUCAACGGCAAUAAGUAAGAAAACAGCCCUUGUAUUGAGCGACGACGAGGAUUAAGUGAAAUUCAUACGAUUCACCGUAUAAUCGUCCCUUUUAUUUGCUGAUCGAAAGAAGAAGUCGUUUCAAAAGAUAAUCUACGCGGAGUGGCGUUCGUUUGCGAGUGCUUACAGUAUAUAGACCCAGUUAGCGAAGUUUCCUGUUAGUGCUGCCAUCUCCUGAUCACGGGGAAAAAAUAUCAAUGGCUAACCUUUGUUUGUUAAAUAAUUAUUAUAAACUUUUUGUACCAGAAAUCUUUCUUUCAUAACAUUUUUUUACUACUAUUUGUUGUAACGAUAUGAACAUUUUUGUAAUACCUUCUUGGUAAUUUUGAUGACUACUAAACGUUUUUCGCGUGAUAUUGUUACGUUUGAUUCAUGUUACUCUUAAAUCUUUAGAUACUUAUUGAUCAAGGACGAUUUAUUAUUAACAAUUAAGAACAAUUGCAUGAGUGUGCCCACAUUUUGUUUAAAAAAACUACAAAUAUGUUCUAAUUAAUUAUGAAUCUGUUAUUGAAUAAAGCUAAACAGCA
This is a messenger RNA of Trichogramma pretiosum, 5071 nucleotides long. RefSeq names its product protein timeless homolog (gene timeout). The transcript has 26 exons. Gene Ontology annotation, biological process: DNA replication checkpoint signaling; DNA repair; replication fork arrest. NCBI's taxonomy places the organism in Eukaryota, Metazoa, Arthropoda, Insecta, Hymenoptera, Trichogrammatidae. Gene Ontology annotation, cellular component: replication fork protection complex. The coding region runs from base 211 to 4560 and encodes 1449 amino acids. The record is from RefSeq and is a predicted model, not a curated record. Gene Ontology annotation, molecular function: DNA binding.